This is a messenger RNA of Misgurnus anguillicaudatus (oriental weatherfish), 1314 nucleotides long. It is a transcript of the gene pop4, whose product is annotated as POP4 homolog, ribonuclease P/MRP subunit. The record is from RefSeq and is a predicted model, not a curated record. Gene Ontology annotation, molecular function: ribonuclease P RNA binding. Gene Ontology annotation, cellular component: ribonuclease P complex; ribonuclease MRP complex. NCBI's taxonomy places the organism in Eukaryota, Metazoa, Chordata, Actinopteri, Cypriniformes, Cobitidae. Gene Ontology annotation, biological process: tRNA 5'-leader removal; rRNA processing.
UCUUCAGCUCUGCCUACAAUGCCGUGUUCGAUUUCUCAGGUCUGAUCUGUGAAUCGUUAAUCUGCUCCAUCUGUCUGUCCUGUCAGCGCACGUGUAAAGCCGCAGUGUAUUCUGGGUUGUAUAUGUGUUUUGAAGUAUGGAACGUGUUGUUCAUUCACGGAUUCCUUUGGAACAAGGUGCUAUUUUGGGAGUUCAGUCUCGACAUGGAAAGGCAGCAGAGGAUUUUACCAACGCUUUCCUGGAGAACAGCCUGCCUCGAUUGAAUGCUUCAGCCAUUGAGGAUUUGAUGUACCGCAAGGCAGUAGUACUGGAAUAUGCAAGACCAAAGAAGAAAAGAAAGCAGAAGAAAGCCAAAGGGCUGAAUGCUAAAGAGAGACGACGGCUGAAAAUAUUCCAAUUGAAACCUGAACAUCAAAAAUAUGAACUCUUCUUACCUCUGCAUGAGCUUUGGAAACAGUACAUUGUUGAUCUAUGCAAUGGAUUGAAACCAGAAAGCAACCCACAGAUGAUCCAGCAGAAGCUUUUGAAAGCCGAUUUCCAUGGUGCUAUCUUAACAGUAGUCAGAUCAAAAUGCCCCUCAUAUGUGGGUCAAACUGGUAUUCUGGUACAGGAACUGAAGCACAUCUUUAAAAUAAUCACAAAAGAGGACAAAAUUAAAGUCAUCCCUAAAAGGAAUAGUGUGUUCAGUGUGGAGAUUGGUGAUUUCAUCACGCACAUCUAUGGCAGUAAGUUUGAACUGCGCUCUAGUGAACGUUCAGCAAAGAAAUUUAAAGUUAAAGGAACUAUUGACUUGUAAUGGAGAGCCAUUGUAACUGUGGUACUCUGAAGAGGAGACAUCCAAUCCACAGUUCUUCUUCAUUAUGGACUCAUUUUUAUUAAAUAAUAUUUUUUAUGAAGGUUUGCCGGGAGACUGGAAUGCUUGUUUUUCCAUUUGAUGUUUUGUGUGCCGCAUUCUUAUGUGAGCAUUCAGUAAGAUGCUUUUAAUUUAUGAGAUCUCCACUAGGUGGUGACAUGAUACAUUUUGUUUGUGUUAAAAAAAUUAUGAAUGACUGCACAUCCUAGUUAUAAAUUAGUCACUAUUUUAGACGACCUAGUUAAACUGUAACUGAAUGAAUGACUCUCACUUCCUUGUUUUCUUUCUCUGAACUUUAUGAAAGUCAUGUUAGUGCAGUGGUUCCCAAAUUGGGGUGGGGGGGGUGACGUGAGCUGGUGCAAGAGGCCCUUCUAGUCUUAUGACAUUUUAUAAAAUUCAUUACUUUAUUAUAAAUUCUGUGUAAUCAAACUUCAGAAAAAUAAAGCUACUGACCAACAACA